UAGUUUAACCUUUCACACCGUCCUUGUUACAGAAAUGGCAGCUGUGUCGCGUGUUCUAAUCGUAGGCGCUGGAUUAAGCGGCGCCUUAACCGCGGCCUUGCUUAGAAAGGAGCUUAGUCAUGUACACAUAUCAGUAUGGGAGAAGGCCCGCGGGGCGGGUGGUCGCAUGUCAACAAGCCGCAGUGACAAAAAUUCUAACUGCUCCGUAGACAUGGGUGCCCAAUAUAUAUCAACCUCGGCAGAACGACAGCAGAAGUACUCACAGAUCUACGAUCAACUGUUUUCCACUGGACUCUUGCAACCCUUUAAAGGCCUCAUUGAAGGAGAAAGCCCUGGUGGGCACAGCUUACAGAAUUUUGUUUGCCCUAAGGGAUUUUCAGCCCUUGUCAAGCAUUUUCUAUCCAGUGCAGCUCCGGUCGAUGUGAAAUUCGAAAGCCGUGUGGUCAGCAUCACCAAGCAUCCGACAACCGCCAGCAACCAACUUGUUGUCUCCACGGAAUCAGGUCAUCAGGACACCUUUGACGCUGUGAUCCUUACUGUCCCCAUACCACAGUUGUUCUUGCUGGAAGGGGACAUUCCAAAGAUAUUAAAUUCAAACAAGACAUUGAAAGAGCAGCUGGAGAGUGUCAGUUAUUCAUCCAGAUUCUGUCUUGGUAUUUACUACCCUCCUGGGACCACGCUGAAUUUACCAUGGACUGCCAAAUAUAUCGAUGGCCAUCCCUGUCUACGCUAUAUCUGUGUGGAUACGCAAAAGAGGGGUACGGCUGACCCGCAGGGUGCACAGUCCAUUGUGGUACACAGCAGUGUCCCCUGGGGUGUGGAACAUGUAGAAGAAAGCAAGGACGAUGUGAAACCCAUCAUGUUAGACUAUGUACGAGGGCUGCUCCCUAAUUUGCCAGACCCGGAAUUUGUCAAGGGACACAAAUGGAGAUACUCUCAGGUCCGAACGCCAUUUCCUGGCAGCCCAGGCUGUGUUCAACUGUCCAAAGAUCCGUCACUGUUGGUGGGCGGAGACGGAUUCAGCUACUCCAAGUUUGAAGGAUGUAUUGACUCUGCCAAUUCCCUCGUUGCGGCUGUAUUACAUCAUUGAUGACCAUAUAUGGUGCUAAUGUAAAACUGUCUUGGUGCUUCAAUGAUAGGCUGGUGUGAUUUAUGAGGAGGGUUCAUUUCAAUAUUCCACAGUAGUGUGGUUUCUUGAUAGGGUGUGGUUUAUAAAUUAGCUUAGAGAGAUAUGGUUUAUUAAAUUUAUUGACUAGAGUUGUGGCCUGUUAAGUUAGUUUAGAGGGGUGUGGUUUAUUAAAUUUGCUGUUUAGGGGUGUGGCCUAUUAAGACAGUUUAGAGGGAUGUGGUUUUAUUAAAUUUACUGGUUAGGGGUGUGGCCUAUUAAGUUAGUUUAGAGGGGUGUGGUUUAUUAAAUUUACUAGUAGGGAUGUGGCUUAAUAAGUUUGCCUUAAAGUGUGUGGUUUAUCAAAUUUGCUCUUAGGGGUGUGGUUUAUUAAGUUAGCUGCUAAAGUGUGGUUUAUUUAGUUUGCUGGUGGAGGUGUUGCUUUAUGAGUUUGUUGGUAGGGUGUGGUUUAUUAAGUUUACUUGUGAGGGUGUGGUUUAUUAAGGCUGUAAUUCACUAGAACAAGAGUCCUCAAACUGGCAAAUACCAGCCCCCGCAUACUACAUUGCAAAAAAAAUUAGU
This is a messenger RNA of Octopus sinensis (East Asian common octopus), 1687 nucleotides long. RefSeq names its product renalase-like. Gene Ontology annotation, cellular component: extracellular region. Gene Ontology annotation, molecular function: oxidoreductase activity, acting on NAD(P)H. The record is from RefSeq and is a predicted model, not a curated record. NCBI's taxonomy places the organism in Eukaryota, Metazoa, Mollusca, Cephalopoda, Octopoda, Octopodidae. The transcript has 7 exons. Bases 35 to 1090 code for a protein of 351 amino acids.